This is a messenger RNA of Ramularia collo-cygni, 708 nucleotides long. RefSeq lists its product as uncharacterized. The record is from RefSeq and is a predicted model, not a curated record. Bases 1 to 708 code for a protein of 235 amino acids. The transcript has a single exon. Lineage: Eukaryota; Fungi; Ascomycota; Dothideomycetes; Mycosphaerellales; Mycosphaerellaceae.
AUGAAUCCAUUCGUCGCUACAUCGCCUCCCCUCCAGCCCGAGACGAGUAGGCCGGCUCACGCUGUCCACGACGACUCGCGAAAUGUGUUUGAUCUGUUGGACGACGUUGCCACUGCCCACAGUACAUCAAACUCGAUAUCCGGGCAGGAACAAUCAGGAAAUAGAACAAGCCUCUCUCCAGACGUGCACAUGGGCGGCACGGACGAUAUGCCUCUGAGCCAAGACUCGAAUAUCACCAAAGCAGAUCGACAGCGGCCGCCGCAGCCAGAUAGCCAGGUAGCUGCACCACCUGCACUCACACCUGGCCUGUCGAGGGACCCCUCCGGACGCGGCUCACAAGCCUCUGCUCGCCCCAGUUCCAGGGGCCCCAAAAUGGACUGGACGUAUGAAAUGCGAUAUGCGCUCGUUUUCCUGUGGGAACACUUCCCGCGACAGCAAAUGAGGGAAAUCUUCCAAUACCUAUAUCGUACGGAGAUUCCUCGUGGAUACCUUGAUUCGGAGGGUGUGAUUCAUUGGAAUAUCUUGAAAGGUAUGUGGCAAACGAGGACCCGCGGAGGCAACGGCCCGGUCCCGCAAGAAUGGGCGGAGAUCGCGUUGGCACCGGCUGACGAAGCGGAGCGUUUGCGACGUGCUGCAAUCAAGGCCAAGAUCGAUGCCGCCGCUGUGGCUGUCCAGAAUCCCGCCGCUGUGCCUGUUCAGAACGGCUGA